AUGAAGUCCUUCGCCAUCGCCGCCGUCCUGGCGUCCACCGUCGCUGCUCUGCCCACUGGCACUAGCACCUUCAGCUGCAUUCCCGCCUCUGUGGCUCCUACGGGCUUUGCUCCUAACAUCCCCUUCUGCUCCUCAACUCCCACUGCCUCGCCCACUGCCAUCCCCAGUGCCAGCGGUCUCAGCUCUUUCGCCAGCAAACUCACCGGAAACACCGCCGGCAACACCGUUGGCAACGCCGUCCACAGUGUCUUCUCCGUCACCAGCGGAAGCAAGCAGAUGCUGGUUGAGCUUGAGCAGAGCUUCGCUCAGAAGCUCACCGGUCUGAACCUCGGCAGCGUCACUCAGUCCAUUGGUAAGGUCACGGACCUCGCCGACUCUCCUAGCCAGCUGAACACCAACGGCCUGACCUCCGGCGUCCUGACCGUUGCCACCACCGAUGGCAAGUACGCCCUUGUCCAGCUCACUUCCGAGGUUGACAGCCUUCUUUCCCCCCUUCUGUCCACCCUCGGUGGCGUUACCCAGGUCGUCGGUGGCCUCGUCGCCUCUCUGGAGGGACUUGGUGGCAAUCUGAGCAACCUCGGCGGCCUUGCCAACCUGAAGCGCGGCCCCAUCUCCGACAUUAUGAGCAUCACCGGCGAGAACGGCAACAACAUCCUCGUCAAGGUUGAGCCCACCGUCUUCGGCAUUCUCGGCGACUUGCCCCUGGGCUCCCUUCUCGGCGGCAGCUCCUCCAGCGAGUCCUCCCCUCUCGGUUCCGUCAUCGGCCAGGUCCCCGUCGCCGGUGACCUCGUCCAGCAGGCUACCUCCCUCGGUGCCGACCCCACCCAGCUGAUCGGUGUCCUCAGCCAGGACGGCUCCUCUGCUCUUCUCGUCAAGGCCGAGGGCACUGCCACCGGCCUCCUCUCCACCCUCGGCCUCUCCAGCCUGGGCCAGACCGUCGGCAGCGUCGUUUCCUCCACUUCCCUGUAA
Penicillium cinerascens is the source of this 969-nucleotide messenger RNA. RefSeq lists its product as uncharacterized. Lineage: Eukaryota; Fungi; Ascomycota; Eurotiomycetes; Eurotiales; Aspergillaceae. The coding region runs from base 1 to 969 and encodes 322 amino acids. The record is from RefSeq and is a predicted model, not a curated record. The transcript has a single exon.